This is a messenger RNA of Trifolium pratense (red clover), 2244 nucleotides long. Its product is annotated as beta-fructofuranosidase, soluble isoenzyme I-like. Gene Ontology annotation, biological process: carbohydrate metabolic process. The record is from RefSeq and is a predicted model, not a curated record. Bases 175 to 2070 code for a protein of 631 amino acids. The transcript has 7 exons. Gene Ontology annotation, molecular function: beta-fructofuranosidase activity. Lineage: Eukaryota; Viridiplantae; Streptophyta; Magnoliopsida; Fabales; Fabaceae.
UCCAAUCCAACAUUCACAUACCUUCCAUUAUUCUAUACACUUACCAUUCUAAAUUUCAAAGAUGAUGAAUAUUAUCUAACACUAAGUACCAUCCCUCAAAAAACCUCCUCACCCUUUUUAUUUUAAUAGGACAAAGCCUCAAUUUUUCAAAUUAGAUCACAACAUACCCUAAAAAUGAAUGCUAAUACUUCCAAUGAUAACCAUGCUCUUCACACUCCAUUGCUUAAUAGUAGCCCAAAACCAUCAAAGGUUAUCAUUGUGACAUUUGGUUCCAUUGUAUUCCUAAUGUCAAUGGUUGCAUUGAUCAUAGUUCAAAGCCAAAAUUCCUUACAAAAAUUGGAAAAUAUCACUCCUCUUACUAACAAUUCCUUAAGGCAAGAAUUGCCUAGAGGGGUUGCUCAAGGGGUUUCAAGCAAAUCAAAUCCAUCUCAUUUCAAUGAAGUUUCAUAUACUUGGACAAAUGCUAUGUUUUCUUGGCAAAGAACAGCUUUUCACUUUCAACCCCAAAAGAAUUGGAUGAAUGAUCCCAACGGUCCAUUGUUUCACUUGGGAUGGUACCAUCUAUUUUACCAAUACAAUCCUGAUUCAGCUGUGUGGGGUAACAUUACAUGGGGUCAUGCUGUAUCAACUGACUUGAUUCAUUGGUUCUACCUUCCCAUUGCCAUGGUACCCGACAAUUGGUUCGACAUCAACGGUGUAUGGACUGGAUCCGCCACGCUUCUACCAAAUGGCGAAAUCAUAAUGCUUUACACGGGCGACACCGACAACUAUGUGCAAGUCCAAAAUCUUGCUUAUCCUGCCAACCUAUCCGACCCCCUUCUCCUUGAUUGGGUUAAAUACGCGGAUAACCCAAUCUUGGAGCCCCCACCUAGCAUUGGUUUAAAGGAUUUCCGCGACCCAACUACAGCUUGGAUUGGGCCGGAUGGAAAAUGGAGAAUCCUAAUUGGGUCAAAAAAGGGAAAAACGGGUCUUUCAUUAGUUUACAAGACCACAAACUUUACGAAUUUUGAACUCAACGAUAACUACUUACAUGUGGUUCCCGGUACGGGUAUGUGGGAAUGUGUGGACUUUUACCCGGUUUUAAUAAACGGGUCUAACGGUUUGGACACAUCGGUAAAUGGGCCGCAAGUUAAGCAUGUUCUAAAGGCUAGUUUGGAUGAUACAAAAGUGGAUUGUUAUGCAAUUGGAACUUAUUUUAUUGAAAAUGAUACAUGGAUUCCUGAUGAUCCACUUGAGGAUGUGGGUAUUGGGUUGCUUUAUGACUAUGGAAGAUACUAUGCUUCAAAGAGUUUCUAUGAUCAAGUAAAACAAAGAAGGAUUUUGUGGGGUUGGAUUAAUGAAACUGAUACAGAAAGUGAUGACUUGGAAAAAGGUUGGGCAUCUCUUCAGACAAUUCCAAGAACAGUGCUGUUUGACAAUAAGACUGGAACUAAUUUGCUUCUGUGGCCAGUAGAAGAAAUAGAGAGCUUAAGAUUAAGCAGUGAUGAAUAUGAAGAAAUAGUGGUUGAACCUGGCUCUGUUGUGCCACUUAACAUUAGUCAAGCAACACAGUUGGACAUAUUUGCUGAAUUUGAGAUUGAAUCAUUGGCAUCUGAAGGGAUUAUUAGCAAUGACACUAUAGAUUGUGGAAGUGGUUCUGCAGACAGAAGUGCUUUUGGACCAUUUGGCAUUUUAGCUAUUGCAGAUGACACACUUUCUGAACAAACUCCAGUUUAUUUUAGGCUCUCUAAUGCUAGCCUUGGUAGUUCAACUACAUUCUUUUGUGUUGAUGAAACAAGAUCAUCAAAGGCACCUGAAAUUGCAAAACCACUUUAUGGUAGCAGUGUUCCAGUUUUGAGUGAUGAAAAGUUGUCAAUGAGGGUCUUGGUUGACCAUUCAAUUAUUGAGAGUUUUGCUCAAGGAGGGAGAACUGUGAUCUCAGGUAGAGUUUAUCCAACAGAAGCAAUAUAUGGAGCUGCAAGAUUAUUUCUAUUCAACAAUGCAACUAACAUAAACAUCAAAGUCUCCAUCAAGAUUUGGCAUUUGAACUCUGCUUUUAUAGGUCCCUUUCCCUUUGAUCAAAGUCAAUGAGAGAAGUGCAAAAAUGCAAAACCUUAUCAAGCUCAUAAAUUGUUAGUGAAUCAUCAUUCAUAGGUGAUUCACUUUUAUUUGGGAUUUUUGUAGAGAUAUAAUUUUAAGUCACUACAAAUAGAUUAUUCGAGAGAAUAUGAGUUAGAAUCAUGGCUCAAAUAAUGUUUAAUCAAA